Messenger RNA from Ipomoea nil (Japanese morning glory), 1319 nucleotides. RefSeq names its product L10-interacting MYB domain-containing protein-like. The record is from RefSeq and is a predicted model, not a curated record. The transcript is spliced from 3 exons. The coding region runs from base 122 to 1045 and encodes 307 amino acids. Lineage: Eukaryota; Viridiplantae; Streptophyta; Magnoliopsida; Solanales; Convolvulaceae.
ACGUAGCCUUGUCCAAUUAUCGUUGAAAAAGCGCAAGCAGGAGAAGGAGCCGGGCCGCUCCGUAAACAUCAUCCCGCCCUUAUACGCCGCCUGUAGCUCCGCCGUGCUUUCCUCCGAUCAGAUGGAUACUGAUACUAAUGAACAGCAACCAAAACAAGAGCGUCUGAGGACAAGAUGGACACCAUCCCUUGACAAGAUCUUUGCAGAUCUAGUUGUUGAACAGAUUCGGCUGGGAAAUCGACCAAACAAUGUCUUUGAUAAGAAAACUUGGAAUUACAUACGCAGUGAAUUUAAUAGACAAACAAAUCUCGAUUUCAAUAAUAAUCAGUUGAGGAAACACCUUGAUGUACUCCGGACACGUUACUAUGCUUUCAAGUCUGCUUCUGGUCAAAAUGAUCCUUUGGUGGAUUGUUGCUUUGUUGGUUUUGAUCUGUGGGAAGACAUUGGGGCACAACCAAAGCCUGAAACAACCAAGAUCAAGGAGUGCCCUAUAUAUGAGGAAUUAUGCUUGAUUUUUGCCGACUCUGGUGCUGAUGGAAAGUAUGCCCAGUCAAGCCACUAUGGAGAAUUGGAAAAAGCAGCUGGGGUAGAUCCAUCUUUUACUGAAAGCCAAAAUCCAUGUCCUAAAGCACCACUCCCAUCAACAAUCUCACAAGGCAAUGAAACUUCACCAAAAGCAACAGCUAAGAGUACAGUGGAGAAAAAAAGAAAGCGUCUGUCAGAGGCAGUACCCGAUUCAGGUGAAAACAGUAGGGACACAGAGAUGAUCAACAUAAUCUCAGAAACCUUGCAAGAGAUGAUAGCCGCUUCAAAGUUGCGAUCGGUUGAUGGUCCUCAGUUUGACAAAAGAUUCACAAUAAGCAAGUGUAUUAAAGCAUUGGAUGAGAUGGAAGGCAUGCAUGACACUCUGUACUAUGCAGCUCUGGAUUUAUUCGAGGAUCCAAAUCUGAGGGAGACAUUUCUGUCUCUUAAUGACAACAUGCGUUUGACAUGGCUGCAGGGGAAUUUUGGUAAUCCUGUCUCAGACUCGCUCAUUGGGCUAUGAUUCUAGCAUUGAUAUUAUUUCAGUAGCAACAAUCAUCCUAGUGUUGAUAUUUUUUAUACCAUUAGUGUAUUGGCAAGUAGAAUAUAAGUCAGGUUUAAAUGGUUUUUGAUAUUUAUACUAGCUUCAUAGUAGUAGAACAGACUCAUUUUCAUUCCUUUUUUUACUCCCUGCCUUUAGGCAGUGGCUAGAGGCUCUAGCUGCCAACUUAAUUAGCAAGCAAAUUGUUUACCAAAGGCUAAUAUUUAUAUAUCAACUGUCUAUUAGGAGUAUUACA